Messenger RNA from Onychostruthus taczanowskii (white-rumped snowfinch), 1243 nucleotides. It is a transcript of the gene APOF, whose product is annotated as apolipoprotein F. The transcript is spliced from 2 exons. Gene Ontology annotation, biological process: cholesterol metabolic process. Bases 169 to 990 code for a protein of 273 amino acids. The record is from RefSeq and is a predicted model, not a curated record. NCBI's taxonomy places the organism in Eukaryota, Metazoa, Chordata, Aves, Passeriformes, Passeridae.
ACGGGGCCGGCGCGGCCGCAGCGGCCGGACAGGGCAGGGGACAGCGGCGAGCCGGUGAGCCUGGGCACGGGGCGGGCACGGGGGGCUGCAGCCACGGGGGUCUGACGGGUGCUCUGUCCUUCUCCCACCUCCACAGACCCUCCCGGAGCCGCCGCCGCCGCCACCACCAUGCCGCGGCUUCCGCUCUUCCUCCCGCUCCUCAUCCUCGGCGGCGCCACGGCCGCGUCCGUCGUCACCCCUGGGCCGGCUGCCGGUGACCGGGCGCUGCUGGCCGAGCUGCUGGCGCCGGCAGAGCCCAUCCCUCCGCGGGCACCGGAGAUCCCGUGCCAGACCCUUCGCCCCGACGCCCUGCCCGGUUUCUCCCGGCUGCCACCGCUGCCCCGCGGCCUGGCGCGCGCCGCCAUGGCCCUGGCGCUGCUCAAGGCCGGCUGUGCCCCCCAGGCCGAUGCCGAGGCGCUGGAGCUGGCACGGGAGCUGGGGACCCCCACGGCCGCGGCGCUGCUGCGGGGGCUGGCGCGGCUACCGGGCGCUCCGGCCCCGCGGCCGCUGGCGCUGCUGCUCCUCGGGAACCAGCCCACGCCGCCGUCGGGCCGGGAGUUCCCGGUGGUCCGGCCGUGCCGCGGCGCCGCGCGGCGCCGGCGGGAGGACGAGGACGCGUGCAGCCCGGCGGGGGAGCGGGAAGCCCACCGGGUGCUGGACUGGGUGCCGGGAGUCAGCAUCUUCUACAACCUGGGCACCAGCGUCUACUUCGCCUUCCAGGGCUGCCAGGCCAAGGCGUCCACGCGGGCGCUGGAGGCCGCCGAGGACCUGGGCUACGCCGGGCUGGCCGCGCUCACCGGGGGCUUGGGGGGCCCGGUGGCCAUGGGGGUGCAGCUGGGGUUACAGCCGGGGCUCAAGGCCGGCGUGCGGGCGCUCGUCGGGUACUUCACGUCGGCCGGGGAGCCCUCGCCGGUGCCCACCGCCCACAGCGGCGCCGUGGUCAUCGUCUGAAUAAAGGCCACGUGUGGCAUCCGGCGCUGGGUCGGUGUUUGGGGACGGAUCGAUGAGGGGUCACCCUGCCCUGGGGCUCCCGGACCUUGGCCACGUGGCGGCAGCUGGGCCGGGCUUGUUCCUGUCCCUUUGUGGCUCUGUCUCUGUCCCUGCAGGCCCUGUCCCCACAGCCAGCCCAUCCCAGCGGCCACGCUGCCUUGUCCCUGUCCCCAGGGCUCUCUCCCUCCAGCCUGUCCCUGUCCCCAGGGCUCUU